AAGCCGCCACCAUCAGCGGCUUGCACGCCACUGAGAUCCUGCGGCCAACGUUGGCAAGCCACAACGGCAAGGCAUCCACGUAUCGAGAAUUUCGUACAGCCUAGCGUGGUACAAGCAGAGUGUGACUGGGCAUUUGUGCACCCGAGGAGAAGAAGGUCAAGGACCAGCAGUUCACAUGGCAUUUAGGCGUCGGGAGUGUUGGAAUUGAGGGGAUGUUCCCGAGGGAAAUGGGGGAGGUAUAUGCACAGUGCUACCCUGUACCUUGUAGCAUCCCGGACAUCGUUCCACAGGGGAACAGCCAAUAUGGUUCUGUGAAACUUGCAUGGAAGCCAUGUCUACAGUGCGGGAUCGGCCCUAUGUCCCUGGCCAAGAGGUACAGGCGCAGGAGAGUUUCCACAUCCGAAGUUCUGGGCGUGGCAGCCAAGAACAGUCUGGAUCUGGCGGGAGAGGGGAUGGGGACCAACGGGAGAAAACGGUCUGGAAAGUCGGCCAGAAGGAGGCUGAUCACGAGCAAAUUUAUUGAACAUGGGCCUUCAAGCCAUGCCACGCAAUGAUACGCACAGAAGUCCGAUCUGAUGCGGAGGGAAAGCUA
Molecule: messenger RNA, 592 nt
Organism: Aspergillus vadensis CBS 113365
Lineage: Eukaryota; Fungi; Ascomycota; Eurotiomycetes; Eurotiales; Aspergillaceae
Exons: 1
Coding region: 213-554 (113 amino acids)
Source: RefSeq, a predicted model, not a curated record